Penicillium malachiteum is the source of this 519-nucleotide messenger RNA. RefSeq names its product DUF202 domain-containing protein. The coding region runs from base 1 to 519 and encodes 172 amino acids. The transcript is spliced from 2 exons. NCBI's taxonomy places the organism in Eukaryota, Fungi, Ascomycota, Eurotiomycetes, Eurotiales, Aspergillaceae. The record is from RefSeq and is a predicted model, not a curated record.
AUGUCGCAAUCUGAACGAAAUGCAGCUAUUCGAGAUUCACGAAGGCCCUAUAACCCGAUCAUCAACCCCACAUAUAGUCGACCCGCUUUGGUAGAAGAACACAUCGAGGACCAGCGUCACAUCCUCUGUUCACCGCCCAUCUUCGGUGCUCUACUAUUCGAAAAUGCCUCCUCAGAUGCACGCGAUCACUGUGCAAACGAGCGCACAUUUCUCUCCUGGCUACGUCUAUCUAUGUACCUUGCCAUCGUCGCGCUAGCAAUCAUCAUAUCCUUCCAUUUCAAGGACCAGCCGUCUAUUCUAGAGCGGCGCAUGGCCUUACCUCUUGGCAUUGUCUUCUGGGUCUUGAGCUUGACUUGCCUCAUUAAUGGGUUUGCUAACUAUGCCCGCACGGUGAGUAAAUAUAGUCGGAAGGCGGCUUUGGUUCAAAGUGGAUGGAAGACUCAGGUUGUUUUUACGGUUGUUGGAACUGUUAUUCUGGGUAGCUGCGUUUUAUUUUUGUCAACAGAUCGAACGGGGUAG